GAGAGCUUCAAUCACUCUGGGCUGGGAAGGAGCUGAGAAGUGACUGCGGGAGAAUCACUCCCAGCCUUGACACAGGAACCUCUGGCUGCAGGACAAGGCAGCUGCAGCUCCUGCAGUGAUCUCCUAAAGCUGCAACAUCCCAAUGCCUACAGACUCUGUCCACACCUCCAGGCACAGCAAAUGUCCAACAGCAGCUCCAUCAGCCACUUCCUCCUGCUGGCAUUGGCAGACACGCGGCAGCUGCAGCUCCUGCACUUCUGCCUCUUCCUGGGCAUCUCCCUGGCUGCCCUCCUGGGCAACGGCCUCAUCAUCAGCGCCGUAGCCUGCGGCCACCACCUGCACACGCCCAUGUUCUUCUUCCUGCUCAACCUGGCCCUCACCGACCUGGGCUCCAUCCUCACCACUGUCCCCAAAGCCAUGCACAAUUCCCUCUGGGACAGCAGGCACAUCUCCUACAAAGGAUGUGCUGCUCAGCUCUUUUUCUUUGUGUUCUUCAUCUCAGCAGAGUUUUAUCUCCUGACCAUCAUGUGCUACGACCGCUAUGUGUCCAUCUGCAAACCCCUGCACUACGGGACCCUCCUGGGCAGCAGAGCUUGUGCCCACAUGGCAGCAGCUGCCUGGGCCAGUGCCUUUCUCACUGCUCUGCUAUUCACAGCCAAUACAUUUUCCCUGCCCCUGUGCCAUGGCAAUGCCCUGGGCCAGUUCUUCUGUGAAAUCCCCCCAAUCCUUAAGCUCUCUUGCUCAAAAUCCUAUUUCAGGGAAGUUGGAGUUAUUGUGUUCAGUGCCUGUCUUUCAUUUGGUUGUUUUGUGUUCAUUGUUUUCUCCUAUGUGCAGAUCUUCAGGGCUGUGCUGAGGAUCCCCUCUGAGCAGGGACGGCACAAAGCCUUUUCCACCUGCCUCCCUCACCUGGCUGUGGUCUCCCUGUUCAUCACCACUGGUGCAUUUGCUAAUCUGAAGCCCCCCUCCAUUUCCUCCCCAUCCCUGGAUCUGGCCCUGUCAGUUCUGUACUCGGUGGUGCCUCCAGCGCUGAACCCACUCAUCUAUAGCCUGAGGAACCAGGAGCUCAAGGCUGCAGUGUGGAGACUGAUGAAUGGAUGGUUUCAGGAACACUAAACUGCUGGCCAAUUUCUGCAAAUCACUUGUAAUUAAAGUCAUCUUUGAAACUUGUUGGUUUUAUUUUGAAGGACCCAGUUAUUUUUUUACUUUUUUUCUGUCCACAAAGAAAUGUCCUUGUCUGUGGCAUUUCUCAUUUUGUUUCUCUCCACCUUC
Messenger RNA from Hirundo rustica (Barn swallow), 1269 nucleotides. RefSeq names its product olfactory receptor 14J1-like. Lineage: Eukaryota; Metazoa; Chordata; Aves; Passeriformes; Hirundinidae. Gene Ontology annotation, molecular function: G protein-coupled receptor activity; olfactory receptor activity. The record is from RefSeq and is a predicted model, not a curated record. Gene Ontology annotation, biological process: G protein-coupled receptor signaling pathway. Gene Ontology annotation, cellular component: membrane. The transcript is spliced from 2 exons. The coding region runs from base 181 to 1113 and encodes 310 amino acids.